AUGAUUUUAUCGGAAACGAAGACAUUUCAGCGUCUUACCACAGCCCUUUCCUUGCAGUCGGAUAAGCGAAGAGUCAUUUUACUUUCAGGGCAACCAUAUCUUCGAAGCAACGUGUACAGAAUUGAUGUACCUGAUGCAAAAAUUUACUGGUCAGUCUUAUUUCCAAGUUAUUCACCUCCUGACUAUACCGAUCCUUCUUUAAGCGGUAAGUCAUGGGCUGAUGGUCCUAUUUCUCUCAAUUCUUCUUUCAAAUGGAAUAGUCUUGAUGGAAGUGUGGAUCGUCUCUCAUACAUUCAGUUAUCAAUGUUUUAUUUUUUCCUUUAUUUCUGCUAUUUCUUAUAUCUUCUCGUCUUCGACGGUCGUCCUCUUAAUCCAAUGGGGCGAACUGGUCUUAGAGGACGUGGAGUUCUAGGUCGUUGGGGACCAAACCAUGCCGCUGAUCCAAUUGUUUCUAGAUAUUUUAAAGGUCAUCUCCAGUUCAUUGGUAUUCAGAGAAGUGAUACUGGCGAAUGGGCAAUUCCAGGUGGUAUGAUAGAUCCAGGCGAGAUGGUUUCGCACACACUAAAGAGGGAAUUCACGGAAGAAGUCCUUGAUGGAAUAGAUGAUAAAAGGCUGAAUUCAUUUUGGGAAAAAGGCGUAGAGUUAUAUCGCGGUUAUGUUGAUGACCCCCGCAAUACAGAUAAUUCAUGGAUGGAAACAAUUGUUGUGAAUUUCCAUGACCAUGAUGGAAUCUUAAAAGAUAUGCAAUUAAAGGCUGGAAGUGACGCAAUAAAUGUUCGAUGGAUUGAAAUAAGUGCAAAUGAAAAAUUUUAUGCUUCACAUGGGGAUUUUAUUCGUCUACUAGCAGAUCAUCAUAAAAUACCAAUUUAA
Dracunculus medinensis (Guinea worm) is the source of this 870-nucleotide messenger RNA. The record is from the annotation of a GenBank genome assembly. Lineage: Eukaryota; Metazoa; Nematoda; Chromadorea; Rhabditida; Dracunculidae.